Messenger RNA from Lampris incognitus (smalleye Pacific opah), 4251 nucleotides. It is a transcript of the gene vtg3, whose product is annotated as vitellogenin 3, phosvitinless. Gene Ontology annotation, molecular function: lipid carrier activity. Bases 1 to 3828 code for a protein of 1275 amino acids. The record is from RefSeq and is a predicted model, not a curated record. The transcript has 28 exons. Lineage: Eukaryota; Metazoa; Chordata; Actinopteri; Lampriformes; Lampridae. Gene Ontology annotation, biological process: lipid transport.
AUGCAGGGAUUCCUCCUCUGCUGGCUGCUGGCCCUGGCCUCAUGUGAAACUCUAAGUUACGAGCCACAUCUGGACCCAGCCAAACGCUAUGAGUACAGAUAUGAAGGAAUGAUGAAUUUUGGGCUGGGACUGCCCAACCUGGCGGAGUCUGGCAUCAGAAUAGCGUGCAAGGUCCAGAUCACUGGCAUCUCAGAUAAGAGAUACAUGCUUCAGGUAGGAAAUCUGGCCUAUGCGGAGUUUAACGGUUUCCGUGGAGAGGAUUCAUUUGUGGCCUCACCAAAGCUCAGCAAGCGCAUCGCCGACCACCUCGCGAAACCUUUCGCCUUUGAGUUUGCAGGCGGACAUGUUGGGGACAUCUUUGCUCCUGCUGAAACCCCGAACACCAUCGUCAACAUCGUGAGGGGCAUCCUGGGAUUCUUCCAAGUCAGCAUCAAGACCACCCAGACAGUGUAUGAGCUUGAGGAGACUGGCAUCUAUGGAUUGUGCCAAAGCAGCUAUGCUGUGGAGGAGAACGCCGAAACCAGAGACCUGAUCGUCACUCAGAUUGUGGAUUUCAGCAACUGCCGGGAGAAAGCGGCCAUGUACAGAGGAAUGGUGACCGCUGUCACAGACAGUCUAUCUAAACAGCGAGGUGAGUCACUGCUCACGACCGUGAAGUAUGUGUACACGGUAAAACCGACAGCGGCAGGAGGGCAGAUCACCAAGGCACACGCCACAGAGCAACAGCACUUCAGCCCCUUCAAUGUGAAGGGGGGCAACUUCAAGAUGCAAGCCACGAAGGACUUGGUGCUGCUCAGCGUGACUGACAUCAAUGGAGUCCCCUCUGUCGGUCCUUUGGAGAACAAGGGCAGCUUGGUCUACAAGUUUGCCAGUGAGGAGGCCAUUAUCCCCAUUGUGAUGGAAAACCUGCAGGACCCUGUGCCCAAGAUUAUUGAACUCAUCAAGCGUUUGGCCGAAGCGAAUAUCUACCGGCUUGACAGCGCAACAACGGAGGACUUGAUGAAAGUGUACCAGCUGCUCCGUGCCACCCCAUUUGAAGGCCUGGAGGAGAUGUGGAAGCAGUUUGCAGGAAACCCAGAACACAGACGAUGGUUUUUGAACACGAUCGUCGAAAUAAACGAUGCCAGAAUCCUCAAGUUUCUGGAACUGAGGUUCAAAGCUGAGGACGUGUCUUCCUCUGAAGCUCUUCAAACACUUCUGUUGUCGUUCGAACAUCUCUCGCCCAUUCCUGAGCUGGUGGAGAUGGCUAAAGAGUUCCUGACCAUGCCCUUUUGUAAAUCCCAUAUAUAUCUCUGGCACACAGUGGUGCUUUCCUAUGGCUCUCUGGUGUAUAAACACUGUGCUUAUAACACACCGUGUCCGGUAUCUGCAGUUCAGCCUCUGCUGGACAUGGCCGUGGAUGCCCUGAGGAGGCGCAGCGACGAAGACAUGGUCAUCGCCCUGAAAGCCUUGGGGAACGCAGGUCACCCCGCCAGCAUUAAAACCAUCAUGCGUUUCCUCCCCGGAGUGGCUGCCAUGCCCGUGGAGCUCCCUGCCCACGUGCUGAGUGCCGCUGUGCAAUCCUUGCGGCUCCUUGCUGCCAGAGACCCUCACAGUGUCCGGGACAUCACCAUGAACCUGUUCAUGCAGAAGGAACUCCCCACUGAAAUCCGCAUACUGGCCUUUAUGAUCCUGUUUGAGUCCAAACCUCCGAUGGUUGUGGUUUCCACUGUGGCCGCUCACCUACUGGAGGAGAAAGACCUCCAGGUCGCCAGUUUUGCCUAUUCUUACAUAAGAAGCUUUGCCAGAUCCAGCACUCCAGACAACCACUUCCUCUCAACAGCGUGCAAUGUAGCAGUAAAAAUCCUGGCUCCUAAAUUUGGUCGCCUCAGCCUUCACUACAGCAAAGAAUUGCAUUUGGACUGGUUCAACGAUGACUUCCUAAUUGGUUCGGACUUAGAAGCCUUCAUGCUGAGAAGUGCAACAAGCAUGUUCCCUUCAGAGAUAACAAUGAAAGGGAAAUUCUACUUCAUUGGUAGAGUUCUGCAGCUGGUGGAGUUAGGCAUCCGUGCUGAAGGAAUUAAGGAACUGUUCAGGUCUAGUAUUCCAGGAUACAAAGGAGAUCUAAGUUUCAGUGACUUCAUGGCUGUUUUAAGUAAGCUCCAAGACUGGGAGACAUUGCCCAAUGACAGGCCUGUCCUGUCUUUCUACUCACGUGCCUCUGGACAAGAGUGGUUCUUUGCUGACCUGAACAAAGACGUCAUUCAGAGCGUCAUUAAGGCUGUCAGUCCUUUUGCCGGUAAAGAAAGCCCUGUCUGGUCGAUGAUUGAAAAUCUCCAGAGCGGUAUUUCGUGGCACAAGACCAAGGCUUUUCUCAUUUUUGAGACCCGCUAUUUCCAAGCCACCACCCUGGGUCUGCCACUGGAGAUCAGCAAGUAUUACCCAACUCUCAAUGGCAUCACAGUUAAUGCCAAGGCAGGAUUAAAGCCACCUCUAGCCCAACAUCUUGGGGAACUUCUGGGUUCUGAAAUCUCCCUGGAGACUGAUGGUUUUGUUGGUUGCGUCAAAGAUUUUUGGGUCUUCCACGGCAUCAACACAGACCUGUUCCAGUGUGGCAACGAGCUGAAAAGUAAAAUCAUCACAGAAAUCCCGUGGAAGUUUUCGGCAAAGGUGAACAUCCGAGAGAAGAAGUUUGAGGUGGACUUCCCUACUUUCAGUAAAGCGUUUGAAGUCAUCUUAGUCAACUCCAAUGUUUAUUCAGUGUCCAGGAAUAUUGAGGUGCCAGAUAAGGGCAAGAUGACUCCGAUGAUGCCCAACGCCAUGGACGCCAAUAACGAGGUUGUUCGAAUGGGCCCAACUGUUGUGAAAUCUGAGGAAUUCCAGGGCGUAAUGCCAAACAUUUGGCACCCGGCCACCAAGCUUUGUGCUGAGAGCAACACUUAUGGUGUUGGUCUCUGUUUGGAUUCUGAGUUGAAGAGAAUGUAUUACCUCGAUGAAUAUCCGCUCUACUACUUCCUGGGUUACACCCACAUGGCAUGCACAAUCGUCCCAGUCCCCACAGUCAAACCAGUUGACAAAAUCCACUUUGAGUUCAGCACUGGACCAAGCAGACAUCCAGCAAGUGUUCUCCAACUGAUUCAGACACUGAGGAACCUUUCCAAGGAAGCCACCAGCCAGUCCUCCGACUCGAACUCCAGCAGUGCCAGAAGGGCCCAUCACAGCCACCGUGACACCUCCAUAACGGAGGACCAGGACUCCACACCAGAAGUUGUGUUCAGUAUGGAAGCUCUGGCCAUCAGCGGCAACUUGAAACCCGGAGGUUAUGAUGCCACUGUGUACUACACUCCCGAGAUGAACAUGGCGAAUGUCCAGCUGAUCGUGUCCCAGGUCGCAGAAGAUGCCAACUGGAAGAUGUGCAUGGAUGCCACUGUUGAUAAGGUCCACACUGAGGCCAAGGCCCACAUGAGGUGGGGGGCCGAAUGUCAGCCCUAUGAGAUGUCCUUCAAGGCUUCCACCAGACACCCGCCUGGCUCCAAACCAACCCUGAAGGCCAAAGUGCAGUGGACCAAGAUCCCAGAAUACAUGGCAGAUAUAGGCAGAAGAUUGGAGCGCUACAUCCCAGGCAUGGCGUUCUUCCUCAGGUUUUACCAGCGACAUGACGGGAACCCCAAGCAGGAGGUCUCUACCGCUGUCGUGGCUGCCUCUGCAGACAGCAUUGAUAUGAAAAUCAAAUUCCCAGAGUAUACGGUGUACCGCCAAGGUAUUCCUGUUCCAGUCCCAAUCCCCUGUUACGAGGACGUUGAGCCGUAUGAGAGAAACACAACACUACACACCAACGCUCAUGCAUAAAGCCAGAAUAUUUAUCUUGUGUUUCAGAAAGACAACAUAAGCCAGAUGGGAGCAAGGUGUACCGUUUCCGUGACAAUAACACAGCGACUGAAGCCUCCCUGCGGCGUCGACCACAGAGAUAAGCAUCAAAGAUGUAUCAGUAAUCUGUGGGGUAGCCGCGGUUUGGAAAUAAUCUGUAAACGUCCUGAUUUAUUUCUUUGUUAGCUUGUAAAUAUUUCAACACACCCUCCUUUUGGAGAAGUAUAUUCCAGAUUCAUUUUCGUGUCCCAAAAUACUGUAUUUAAAUAGUCCUGCAUCUUCCAGCAAAAAUGUUUUUUUUUUGGCAAGUUUUGCUUCGUCACCUUGAAGCGAACGUCAUCAGGAUCCAUUUCGUGCUCAUCCAUAACUUUUGUGAAAUGCCACAGAUGCCAGGAUUAAAAUGCA